Molecule: messenger RNA, 7280 nt
Organism: Salarias fasciatus (jewelled blenny)
Lineage: Eukaryota; Metazoa; Chordata; Actinopteri; Blenniiformes; Blenniidae
Gene: aff4
Product: AF4/FMR2 family, member 4
Exons: 21
Coding region: 301-3783 (1160 amino acids)
Biological process (GO): regulation of gene expression
Cellular component (GO): super elongation complex; nucleus
Source: RefSeq, a predicted model, not a curated record
GGUAUCUCCCGAGAACAAGCAGUCACCUCCCCUCCCUAAGUCAGAUUUGUCUCCACUCCAAGGAAAUGCACUGUACCUUCCAGUCGAGUAAAGAAACUGUAGUUAGAGUCUUUCAGCUGGACGCCCAAAGAUACAUUCAGCAGAAAAGAAAAAAGAAAAAAAAGGGCGAGGUUGUCUUCACUGAAGAAAGCUGGCGUCCAAAUUUAGGCUAAGAAGUCAUGAGGAGAAUACUUUCGAAUCCCAGGGAGAUACUCUGAGCCCUCCUCCCCUCCUCCUUCCAAUGUUUCAGUGGUUGGGGCCAUGGCCUCUCAGUCAGGCAACAUGAACCGUGAGGACCGGAAUGUGCUCCGAAUGAAAGAAAGAGAAAGGAGAAAUCAAGAAAUCCAACAGGGAGGAGGAGAGGCCUUUCCAGCAAAUUCCCCUCUCUUUUCUGAACCCUACAAAGUGACCAGUAAAGAAGAUAAACUGUCCAGCCGUAUUCAGAGCAUGCUGGGCAAUUACGACGAGAUGAAAGAACCGAUUGGUGACACACUUCCAAAGCCUGUUGGAAAACCUUCUAACAGCUCGUCUUCCUCAGAGGACAAGUCGGGCCCACCCUUGUUUGUCGGGGACCACCGUGGCAUCGGUAGCGGUGGCAGCAGCCAGAGCAGUAAGUGGACUCCUGUCGGCCCUGCAGCAGGGGGAUCAUCAUCCCAGUCUCAGAAACGCUCAGGACUCCAGGGCGGACAUAGCAGCCAGAGGAGCAACGGGGGAAGUAGCGGCAGCAGCAACAGUAGCCAAAGAGGGGAGGUGCGGGAAAAGAAGUCGAGCAAACACAGCGGCGGCUCGGAGCACUCGAAGUCGCACACGUCGAGUCCAGCUAAGGGCUCCCUGAGCUCCUCCAGCGGUCACUCGCGGAGCUCUUUGUCUGCCGAGCAGCACCACAGCAAAGAACGUUACCGCUCCAAGUCCCCACGCGACAGGGAAGCAAACUGGGACUCUCCCUCACGGGUUCACACCUCCUUCCCCAGCGGACAGCACUCGAGCCAGUCGUUUCCCCCGUCUCUUAUGUCCAAGCCCAUCCCCAUGCAGCAGAAGCCCACGGCAUACGUGCGGCCUAUGGAUGGCCAGGAAACCGCGGAACCCAAGAGCUCGCAAGCAGAAAGUUACAGCGGACAGUCGCACAGUAGCACCAUGGGAGAGAUGAAGUCCAAUGGAAAAGCCUCGCUUUCCAAACUCAAGAUACCCUCGCAACCCGUGGAGGGAUCCGGGGAUGCCAACUGCGUAGAUGAAAUUCUAAAGGAAAUGACUCAGUCGUGGCCUCCACCGCUGACAGCCAUCCACACCCCCUGCAAAACGGAGCCCUCCAAGUUUCCAUUCCCCACCAAGGAUACUCACCCUUUUCCGAGUGGACACAAGCGAGCCAGUUCAUCCAAAAGCUCAAGCAGCCACCAGCCCAAAGCCUGCGAUGACCAGCCAACUAUGCUAGAAGAUGACCUGAAGCUAAGCAGUAGUGAGGACAGUGAUGGAGAACAGGACUCUGCCAAGAAUGCCUCAAGGAACACGUCAGCAAGCACGAACAGCGAAGCGGCUGACCAGUCAAGAGACGACUCCAGCAGCCACAGCGGGUCCGAGAGCAGCUCGGGCUCGGACAGCGAGAGCGAAAGCAGCACGACCGACAGCGAAGCCAACGAGCAGCCGCGACCCGCCUCUCCCGAACCUGAACAACACAUGGCCAACAAGUGGCAACUGGACAACUGGUUCAAAAAGACGAAGCAGCUUUCCCCUGCGUCUCCAGUGGACAGCAGCAAUGCUCCACCCAAAUGCAAGAAAGAAGGUCGAGAUAACGGCUCAGGGCGAGGCUACGGCAGCCAGGGAGGGAGCUCGAAAGAUUCGGCGACGCCCACCCCGAGCAGGGACCUGCGGGCCGCGCAGAAGGGUGCAGAAGGUGGCCGUGGGAGGCAAAAGUCGCCCGCCCAGAGCGAGGGUGGCGCAAAUCCUCGAAUUCGAGUGGGUAAAAAGCAACCCAAAAAGUCCGAGAAGCCCCCCGUGGUUGAGGAACCCAAGGGAGGUUUGAGAGUGGAGACCGAGCCCGCUCCGGACAUACCUCGGCCCAAAGCUCCCACUAAAGGUUCCCGUAAGCCAAGCAUCAAAAAAGAGCCCAAAUCCUCACCGAGGCCCACCGCGGCCUCCGUCACCACCACCGCCGACAAACGCAAGGGCAAGAUAGCCAGCAAAACUUCCCAGAAGUCUCGAGAAUUUGUCGACACGGACUCCUCGUCGUCGGACUCCGAGGGGAACGAAAGCAUCCCGUCCUCGUCGCAGACGCCCAAAUACACAGAGAGCAUCAGAACCCCUGUGUGUGUGUUUUCUCCUAUGGAAGAGAAAGAACUGUUGUCUCCGCUCAGUGACCCUGAGGAGCGCUACCCUGCGAGGCAGCCGCCGCAGCAGGUUUUACUCGUGAAGAUAGAUCUCAGCUUGUUGUUGAGAAUCCCAGGGCGGCCCUACAAAGAGCCCGCAGAGAUAAAAGUGGAGAGGGACGACUCUCUGGACAGGGACAGCAAAGACUUCAGCAAGCAGAGCACCGAGAAGAGCUCAAGCAAAGCCAAGAGGAAACACAAGAAUGACGAUGAAAGUGCCAAGAUAGAGGGGAAGCGGUGCAAACUGGAGGAUAAGUCUCUGUCUCAUCAUAAAAACAGCAGUAAAGACAGGUCUAAAAGAUCUUUGGAGAAGAAAGAGGAGCCGGUCCCCUCUCCUUCUAUGUCCGGCCUCCAGCGAACGCCGAAGGCAGAGCAUCCGAGUCGGAAGAGGACGGUCAGCCAGUCGUCCACCUCGCUGUCCAGCGGCGCAGGAAGUGGGAAAGAGGGGAGCCACGGCACCAAGGGCAGCUCCACCUCCAAACACAGAAAAGGAGAGGACAAGGGACGCAGCACACGUGACUGCAAGGAGAAAUCCUCAAAGGGCUGCGAUAACCAGCUGGCUGUGCCUCCACUCUCCACAGAUGGGUCCAAGUCUCAAAGAUCCAAGCUGGUGUUUGAGGACAGGGUCCAUUCAGCAGAUCACUACCUACAAGAGGCCAAGAAACUUAAACACAAUGCAGAUGCACUGUUGGACCGUUUCGAGAAGGCCGUUUACUACCUGGACGCUGUGGUGUCCUUCAUCGAAUGUGGUAAUGCUCUGGAAAAGAGUGCUCAAGAGGCCAAAUCUCCCUUCCCCAUGUAUGGCGAAACUGUGGAACUCAUCAAAUACACUAUGAAGUUAAAAAGUUACAUGGCCCCAGAUGCCACUUCAGCAGACAAGAGGCUCGCUGUGCUUUGCCUUCGAUGCCAGUCUCUUCUCUACCUGCGGUUAUUCAAGCUGAGGAAAGACAGUGCUCUGAAAUACUCCAAAACACUCACUGAACACUUAAAGAAUUCUUUGAGUAACACCCAGGCUCCGUCUCCAGGAAUGGGAAAUAAGGCAGCAGGCAUGCCCUCUCCAGUGUCUCCCAAACUCUCCCCCGGCACGGCGGGCGGCUACUCGGCGGUCAGCAGCAGCAGCAGCAGCACCAGCUCGUCUGUGACCAUACCUCAGCGUAUCCACCAGAUGGCUGCCAGCUACGUCCAGGUGACCUCCAACUUCCUGUACGCCACCGAGGUCUGGGACCAGGCCGAGCAGCUGUCCAAGGAGCAGAAAGAUUUCUUCUUGGAGUUGGACAAAGCGAUGGGUCCUCUGAUCUUCAACACCAGCAGCAUGACGGAACUGGUGCGCUACACGCGGCAGGGCCUCCACUGGCUGCGCCUGGACGCUAAGCUCAUUCCCUAGCGAGGACUCGGUCCCUGCACGCUGCUUCCAAACACCCACACCUCAGCCUCUAGUUUCCAGCCACAUGUGCUCAAAGACACACACACACAUAUACACACACACGCACGCAUGAUCUCAAAGCUGAUAGACACAUGGACUGUUGCGUACUGUAUGAACUUACACACACACGCACACACACACACACACGAUGAAACCCUCAGACAUAUCUCCAACACUGUGUCCAUUUUCAACACCAGCUUGCCAAACAAACACUGAGCAAUUGAGAACAUCUCACACCUUGGACCGCACCACACAGGGAGAGGCAUCCGACCUGCAGCAGGAAUCAAAAGAGCUCAUCGCCUGGCUUGUCAUAUCGGCGCCUCCCGGGAUCCCGGAAGGCCACGUUUUUAUCUCUUCAGCAUGGGAGCAUCAGGUGAACUAUUUAUUCUGAAUACACUAAUAUUGAGGUUUGGCUUGUAGGCUACUUUGGCUUUUAACAUUUUCUUUUACUUAGUUUCACCAAAGUACCUCCCAUGAACACCAAAGGUGCUUUAAAAUGAAGGUUUCUCUUUAUCAUUUUUGUGCCUUGUAUGUGAGCUACAGGAAAUCUGAUCACCGGUCAUAUCUGAUCCAAUUUUAUUUAUUUUUUUAUUUUAUUUGCGAUAUCCACAGUUGUGUGUGAGCUGGGUUUUUUUUUUUUUUUUUUUUUUAGCAGUUCAUGGAAGCUGAUAACAAUGUUAUUAUUGCGGUCUUGAAUCUUUAAAUCUUCUUCUGAUACUGGAAAGCAAAGAUUUUUCGCCACCACAAAUGUUCCCAGAAUUCAUCUGUCUUCAGUUUUUUUUUUUUUAAACACCAGAGGUUUAUCUAGAAACAUGCCCACAUGAUUGAUGAACUGUAGAAAGGGCUAGCAUUCGCAACAGAUUAAUAUCUUCAAAAAUAUUUAUACUAAUUUAAUCAAAUUGUGUACCUAACCCUAGUUGCAAAUGAAAUAUUGAUGAGUUUUCCCUAAACUAUUGAUCUUUAAAUAACUCGAUCACCAAAAUGUUUUGUGUCAAUGAAGUUUUAGUCUGAAUAAGCAUUUUUUGAUACUUUUUUUAAAAUAUUGUUAGAAUAAAUUCCUUGAGGGGAAUUAAUUUCCAGACAGUGCUUUUAAUUUUUUUUUUUUUUUUUUCCUGAUGGCUUUGUUCGCCCACAGCGUGUUUUCCGAAGGAUCGACAGGGAGCGUCUAAAGUAUUAAACCUCGCGUCCACAUAUGCAUGCAGUUAUUUACAUUGCAGUUUAGAAAAACUCCUAAUUUGGCGCAAUAAAAGGCAAACUUAGGAAAAGAGAAUCUUCACAGAUUCCAGCUUAACAGUAAUUAUCAGUGUUGCUUUUCUUCAGCAGAGUUUUAAUUCUAUGAUUAUAUAUUUCAAAUAAGUAUAUCGACCAGUAAAGAUUUUAUUUAUAUACCAAGCAGUUUUUGUUCUAUUUUAUUUUUCACCUUUUUCCAGCUCAGUAAAAGUAUAACUUGUAAAAAUGCAUAACUUUAAAACAGGGUUGCGAAAAGGGGUGGUAAGAAUUAUUUGUAUAUGUUAUUAUUCCUAUUUAAAUUUUAUAAAUCAUACUUGUAUCACAGUAAGGUAGAGAUGACAGCGUAACUGUGUUAGAAUAUGAGCAUUUCUUUUUAUUUAAAACUUACGAGUCGCCAUCAGAAAUACAUGUGGCGGUCAGUUCAAUUAGAAUUAUAGCAUUUCUGUUGCAAUUUAACACGACAAACAAGCUUUUCUUAUUUUCCGUAGUUUCAAACCCGCUUCCAAUGAAGAAUAAUUAUGCUGGAAUACAGAAUCCUGGGCCAAAUCUUUUUUCUUUUUUCUUUUUUUUUUUCCUAUUGGUUGAUUUUGUUUUACUUGAACAAGAAGUAUCAGAAAGCUUCAGAUCUCGCUCAUCUUUACUCCUUUGUAAUUGGUUUUAAAUUUUAAAUUUCAUCUCGGACUCCAUGGUGUGGCUGUUGGGCCCAGGGGUUUUUCCUGUGAUGUGCAUUUUCUUUCAUUCACUGGCUCCCUGGCCUUUACUGUAGGAGGGGAUACUGUUAUUUUCUCUUACACUUGAAAAAGAGAAAGUCAGAGAUCUUUUUUUAAUCUAUGCAGGAUAUAUAUAUUUUUUUGGGUUUGGUUUUACUUUUCGGCUUGGGAUUUUUCUCUCCCCCUGCUUCGACUUUUUCUUUUUUCGCCUCAGUGAAGAAACCUGUUGAACUCAAGUGUCCAAUGCCUUUAGCUUUUUGCAAUUUUAUGUACUGGUUUAGUACACGUGUGUAUAUAGCUGUGUUUUUUCUAACCAAACAUGAUGGCUCAAGCCAUUUUGUACUUAAAAGCUGGAGGCCACUUUUCUCAUAAGGAUUCCUCUAUGGGUUGUGACGCCCCAGUCAAUGUCUUCAUACACUGGUACACUUUGUAAGUACAGCUCCGCGCCUUCUGUUCCCUACACCAUCUCGUAGUCAAAUGUAAAGAAAAAAUACAAUUAGCAUUAGAAUAAUUUUUAACGGUUUGCUACUCACACUUAUUUAUUUUUCUGCCCCUUUUGCUUUUUUUUUUUGUUUGUUUUUGUUUUGUUUUUUUUCUUUCUAUUUUUGCCUUUUUAAGGAAUACCAUUUUAUGAAAUAGGAAGAUGUAAAUGUGCUGGAGUUGUUCAUGAUGAGAUUUCAUUGUAAGUAGUAAUUAAUAUUGAAUCUAACUUGAAAGAAUCCAGGGUAAGAUGAGUUUUUUGACAUUCAGUAGGAAGAUGUUAACACUUGCAUGUUUCUAUUUAAAUACGACUGUAUAAAUUGUAAAUAUAACAUUUCUUUAAGGGUGGAUUUCUACUACAGGUUGACAUUUCUAUUGAAUUUAAAAAUGCUGUAAAUAGACUUGUGAGAUACUUUAUGCACAUUUUUCUCCUCCCUCCUCUGCGGGCUUUUGUGUUCUUCCUUCCUAGACGUUGCUGAUGACGUUGCUGUCUGUCAGACGGACUUUUAUGUCCUUUUUUUUUUUUCUUCUUCUUCUUUAACGUCCUCAGCUCCACUCGUCUCUCAGUAUCACGGUCGCCACAUAAUCAUUGACGUCUCUGGAUCCAAGUGCGAAUAUUUUGUCCUCUCUGUAUUUGAUAUGGAGCGUGUACUUUUCAUGAAAUGUAUAUUGUUGCGGUCAUGGGAUGGAUGGAUGGAUGGCAUGUACAGUCUGUUAUGUAAAACCACGUCUGCUUCUUCCUCAGAGAGAGGUGUAUUUACUAUGUGUCCCUUUUGAACAAUUGGUCCACCAUGUCUUUUGAAACAGAGGUAUUUCUCUACACGUCAAAACAGUUGUAGCAGUUUAUACAGUAUGUUGUAUAACACCUUUUUUCUAAAAAGUUGUCUCAAGACCGAGACCAGCAGCAUACACUAUGUACAAUAAUCUAAAUUGGAUUAGUUUUAAGAGAACUGAUAGAGAUACUAUAUAUGAUGGAUGCAAUAUGAUUAAAGGUACUCAUUGAGUUUGAUCUUCAAACUUAGGUUAUGUAAUUUAAAA